Pelobates cultripes (western spadefoot toad) is the source of this 700-nucleotide messenger RNA. The record is from the annotation of a GenBank genome assembly. NCBI's taxonomy places the organism in Eukaryota, Metazoa, Chordata, Amphibia, Anura, Pelobatidae.
AUGAUCCGCGACCAAAAUACUCAUUGCGGCCUACCUAAAAGGUGGACUAAAUGGAGGGGAGACACGGCUGGGCUCCCAGCCACCCGCUGUCAGAGUGCCAUAACCGACCCGAUCCCCCCCAGGACUGGAGAGGGUUAUCCCGAUCCCACCUGGGGGCGCAGUGACUACGAAGCACAAAGGACUCACCGGACCCCCAGGUUACUCCUUCACAACAAGCCGAACCUAAAAUGGCGACUGAGGAGGAGAUCACACGGAUGCCAGCAUGGCAGGCACGAUUCAAUGCUAUCUUCGACAGAAUCUGUGCAGCGUUCUGGUGCCGGAUUGAAUCCCGUGCAGCACAGACACAGCCACCAUUGCAGCCAGCGACCGGCAUCAGCAGACAACCCAAAUUGUUCAGCAGCCCCUAAGCCUGGAAACAUACCGAGCGCAAGGCACUAGUGUACCAACAAGUCGCAUCGCCCACGUGGAAGCCGCUGCCGCUGUGACCGCUUACCCUUCAUCUGAGCUGGGUGCUCACAAGGAGGAAAUCCUCCAUAGCCUGCCAUACACCCAGGGAGAUCGGGCUCCGGCAGAUCCCUGUGCCCACAAUCCUGGUGAUGGGAUCAAUGGCAACUGGGCACGAGCACCCACUAAGGCCUCAGGCCGAAGACAGGCGGCCCCUGGACGCAGUGACACCACAGCACUGGAGCGAAUCAGCUGA